Messenger RNA from Odobenus rosmarus divergens (Pacific walrus), 778 nucleotides. RefSeq names its product allograft inflammatory factor 1-like (gene AIF1L). NCBI's taxonomy places the organism in Eukaryota, Metazoa, Chordata, Mammalia, Carnivora, Odobenidae. The transcript has 5 exons. Gene Ontology annotation, biological process: actin filament bundle assembly; ruffle assembly. Bases 78 to 545 code for a protein of 155 amino acids. Gene Ontology annotation, molecular function: calcium ion binding; actin filament binding. The record is from RefSeq and is a predicted model, not a curated record. Gene Ontology annotation, cellular component: actin filament; ruffle membrane.
GUAUCUUGGCCCAGGCCCGGUAUGGUGCUACCUGUCCUUGGGGGUUUUGCCCAGGGCUUCAGCCACCAGCUCCUUGGAUGGCCUCCAAGAUGGUGAUAGCUGCCCGCCCCAAAACUCUGCUGCAGCUAAUAUAUAAAGACAAGCCUGGAGGGCCAGGAGCAAGCCUCUGGGAACAGGUGCUAGAGGAGUUUCUCUGUGACCAGAAGUACAGCGAUGAAGAGACCCUGCCAGAGAAGCUCGCCGCCUUCAAAGAGAAGUACAUGGAGUUUGACCUGAACAAUGAGGGCGAGAUUGACCUGAUGUCUUUAAAGAGGAUGAUGGAGAAGCUCGGGGUCCCCAAGACCCACCUGGAGAUGAAAAAGAUGAUCUCAGAGGUGACAGGUGGGGUCAGCGACACCAUCUCCUACCGAGACUUUGUGAACAUGAUGCUGGGGAAGCGGUCGGCUGUCCUCAAGCUAGUCAUGAUGUUUGAAGGAAAAGCCAAUGAGAGCAGCCCCAAGCCAGUUGGCCCCCCUCCAGAGAGAGACAUUGCCAGCCUGCCCUGAGGAACCCCGUCUGGACCUGCCCCCGUUCCUCCUCCCUGAUCUUGCCGCCCUUCUUGAUUCAUUGUGAUUUGUCUUAUUUGUUUUGUCUGGUCAUUAUGCGUUUGUUUCAUUUUCAACCAGCAAAAUCAGUGAUAUCUUUGUAAAGCACAAAUUACCUGCCUUAAAGGGGCCCUGGGCCAGGGAAUUCUGAGCCUUGGGGACCCUCCCUCUCGUCUCCCCUCCUUCCCCCUUCC